GCAGACGUCUUCGCCCGCCUCCUCGGACACUCGCUGCUGUCAGAGGCCUGUUUGCUGCUGUCAGACGCCCGCGAGAGGUUUCCGAACGGUUGGUGAGCUGCGUGUGAACUAGAGGUGUAUUUGUCGACUGCGUGGGGUUUUCAGCCUGAUUGAGGUGACAGGAGGAAAAGGGCGCGUUGGAGACGGCUACGCGGGGACCCGGAGCGGCCGCGAGGAGGUCGUCCCGUCAGCUGAUUCGUAUAAACAGACGCCACAGCAUCCACGCGCAUCUCCUCUGAUUCCCCCGCUUUAUCUCGAGACCAUGUUGUGAUGCCGCAUCUCUCCACGUCCUUUGCUAUCCUCCUAUGUUUGUGCUCCGCGUGCAAUGCCCUCGGGUCCGAUCUGGGGCGAGACGUGAGCCCGGGGGAGGGAAAUGGCACGGCCGCCUUGCAACAUGCCCCUGCACCUGCACCUGCACCUGUUCCGGAGGGGGUUUUGGCAGGGGGUUCCUCUUGCAGCCCCGGAGAAGAUCUGGACCCUCAUGACAUGAAGUACUCAAUGAACAAGACUUACAAGAUCACCGUCAUUCCAAAUCGCACCGUCCUGCAGAUAGAAAUCACUGACAUCAGCUUCGAGGACACGGGAUUUCUUAUCGUACAAGCGCACUCACAGAUCCAGUACCUUAUUCUCAGUCAGAAUCCAAGCUUCGACUUGGAGGACAACUUCGUCAACAACACCGACCCCGGGAUAGUGGUCUUCAUGGAGGAGCCCACGGAUAGCCCCGGGACUACCAACGCGUCCGCGGCUACCCACACGACGGCGAGGGCAGCUACCACGACCACCAGGCGCGUCUACCUCGCCAACUGCCACUACAACAACGUGUCCGUGCUGUUCAUGGUCCGGAAUUACAGCAUGCAUGAGCCGGUGCCGGGGGGAUACUACCCGACGACCAGUGGGGAGCGGCCCCCCCACCUCCCGCAGCCGUUCCUGGUGGUGGAGCCCAACAUCCUGACGACGAAGGUGUCCUACCGCGCCGCCUCCUUCCCCUUGCACGAGCAGGAGCCGUACUACGAGGACCUCAAGUACGAGACCUUCCUCACCUACAUGUACGAGCGGGACCUGAGCGAGAGGAAGUACUGGGACAGCCUGAUAGCCACGAGCACGCUGGAGGACAUCCGGGCGAAGGCAGUGCGGGUCUCCGUCACGAAGAACAACGACACGGCGGAGUUGCUGGGCCACUGGUUCGUGUCCUACUCCGGCGUGGGGGCGGUGGUGAGCGUCAUCGUGUCCUACAACAACUCCGGCGGCGCUCUCUACUCCGCCGCCGUGUCCUACGGCUGUGACUUCAUCGACGCCGAGGAGUACCGCUGCACCAAGCUGGUGAAUCCCCUGGCCAAGCUGUUUUGCGCGUCGUUGCCCUUCAUUGGCGGCCUCCUCCUGCUCGUGGGGCAUCGCUGGCUGAACUUCACCAUGUUCACGUCGGGGUUCCUGUUCACCUGGUGCUUCCUGUUCAUGCUGUGCGCCCAGGACACCCACAGCAACAUCGACGCCCUGGGCUUAGGGACUUUGGUGGGAGCUCUGCUGGGGGGCGUCCUGUGGCUGAUCGCAUGGCACAGGUUCCAGCGCCCCUUCCACUCCUCCCUCCUGCUCAUCAUCAUGAACGUCAUCUUCGUCGGCAUGGUUGUGACUUACUUCCUGAGGUAUGCCAUCGUCCCGAGCUCCACAAACCUGGCAGCCUUUGUAGUGUUCCCCGUUUUCUUUGCCAUCGUCAUCAUCGCGUACUCCAUCAUUGACAUCAAGAAGGUGCACAUAUUCUCAUGUACAUUCCUAGGUUCUUAUGCAAUAGUGGUCCCAUUUGCAUUCUACUUUGGAUCAUCCCUGACGUACAUUGUCAUAAAUGUGAUUGCCCUGGACACUGUGGCGCACUACUCAGAGGCAAUCGGUUUCCCUCCAUUCGAAGUCUGUGAUAUCAUCUUACUCUGCCUGUGGGUCGUCCUCUUCAUCACGGGCAUGGCUUACCAGCUGUCCCGCGAGCGUUCAGGCCCCCCCUUCCACCCUCCGAGCCUGGCGUCCUGGAGAGCCACAAAGAAGAUGGCUAACUUCGUCUUCGAUAAGGUCUUCGCCUGCCUGCCCAUGGACCCUGACCCUGGAGGUGCGGGCAUCGAGGACCAGCCCACGUGGAGGCUCAGGCUGAGCUACUGCUUCAGGUUGGUGCGGCAGAAGGUCAGCUGCGGGAGGCGCGACGAGACAGAAUCGGGCUACGAGAGCUUCCAGAGGGUGCGGUCCAUGUCUCAGAGCGGCGACGAGCCCGACUCGGAGUUUUCCGCACCGUUGUUCACGAGGAUAAAGGAAAGGGUUGACGGGUGGAUCGAGAGAAUCCGCUCGCGCUUCAGGAGGGAGGACGAGGAAUUGCUGCAGCAGACGGAGGUUUUGCCAGAGAGGAGUGAGGACGAGGAGCAGCUGCAGGACGUGUCUGUCUCAUGCUGCAAUUUCCGGAAGAGUCAGGUGGUCCUCGACGAUGCUUACACUAUCAGUAAUGCCGAACAGGAGACGUGAAAAAAACCUCACUUAUGAUUUCCUUUUUUUUUUUCUCUCUCUCUCUCUCUCAUUUAUUCAUAAUUCUCCUUUUCUGUUUUGUUCCCUUUGGAAUUUUCCCCUUUUUUCAAUUACUUUUCCUUCACCGCGAUUCUCAAAUUAACUGUGCAGUAAUACAGUAUUUUAUGAUUAAUUGGUAAAUUGUAAUUGUAAGUGCACUGAUGCCAGAAAGGUCAAGACAGACAGGCAUUUCACAGCCCUGGUGCUUCUUCUCCAGUGAAGGUCUCAAUACAUCAAUUUUUUUUUAAGGUCAUAUGUUUUGUUAAUGUAUUAAUAAUAGAUUUUAAAAAUACCAUUUCCUUAUUUUUAGUAAUGAAGUUGAAUAUUUACUUGGUAAGGUUUGACUAUGAUAUUCUGAUCCAGUUUAAGAAAAAAAAAAAAAAAUUAAUGAUUUGCACAUCUUGCUUAAAACUUGCACCUUCAUUUCAAUAGAUGGCACAUAUUUUAUGAUGCUUUCCAUUUUGAAGUGUUGCUUCAAGUAUAAUUUCAUAAAUAUCUAAAUAUAGUGUUAAUCUCUACUUCUGAUCAUUUUGAACAGUGAAAUAUAACUCAGCUUUUUUGUGGGGGGAGGGGGGGGGGACCAGCAGUGACUAGGUUGUUUUCAUUUGAAUGCUUUUGAUAGUGAAUAUAUAGCAGCUGUGAUCUCUAUAAUAUUUAGUCAUUACCUUUCUGUUGUGCUAUUUUGGUACACUGUGUGCUAUUACGAAUUGCAUUUUAUGUUAGUAAAGAGUAUUGCUUAAUUACAGAUCUGUUAAUUUUUUUUAUGAGGUAGCUAUAUUUUUGCCCCAUCUUUACAUUACAUGGUGUACACUUUUUGAGUAUGAUUCAGCUCUUCAUGUGGUAGUGAUUAUUGGUCUAGAUUCUAUAUCGUUUUGAUACUUACAUUUAGACUAACUUUGGGGACUCUCUGUAUGGAUUUUAUACUUGGUGGGACAUUUUUUCAGUGGGUAGACAGUUGAAUAAACACUGAUUUUGGAUAAUUUUUGUCAUAUAAAAGAGAAAAGAAAAGAAAAAAAAAUAGAGAGACCUGUUAUAGCUCUUGCCUGUUUCAUGACUGAGAUUAACAUUUUGGAAAACCAAUGAUUUUUGAGACUGGUUUCUACUUCAUAGGAACGUUCCAUUGCAAGGUCACCAAACUAACUGGUGUAAGUGGCUUCUGAAAUUUCCAAUAAGUGGGAUAAAUACAAAGCGAAUGUGAAAUCUCCAACAUUCUUGAAUUCAGUCCUCCAGUUCUGUACAAAGUUGCAGUGGCUCUUGUAUAACAUGAAACCAUAGUUUCAACUUGGUCGUGAGUUUACUCAGGAAAUGAAUAGAGACGUUGUAAUAGUGUUGUUAGUUUAGGAAAUGCAAAAUUUAUAGAUCCUUCAUCACUUUCUCUCUCUUUGUUAUCCAUUUCUUCCCCAUUCAUCAGGUGUGUGGUGUGAUUGUCAGGUUGUAUGUGAGUGAGUGUGCUUGCACUUAUGAACAAUCACAGACUUCACUUUUCAUCCAGAGUUUAAAAUGUUAUCAAGUUUAAAAUAAGUGCUUUUGUGAUGAUCCCAAAGACCAUCUGUUGCUGUAAUUCUUGCCACGUGAAUAUUUAUCAACAUGAAAUUAUUGUUUAAAAAAAAGGAAAUAAAUAUAAUUACACAUUUAUUCUGUGAUAACUUUAAUAAUUGACAUGUUUAGGUUGUUGAUUUUGAAUUAUGCUGACUAUGCAGAUAUGUCACCCAAUUUACCUUCUUCUUCCAGUAGUUGUUCUAAUUGGAGAUACAGUUCCCUUUAAAAUGUCCUUUUUCUUCAUUCCUUUCCCAGUUUGCACAAUAAUGAAACACUAGAGUGCCUUUUGCAAUAUAUGACUUUGAUCUCAGCCGUAGGAAAGCGUGGUAUUAUUUGUAAUAGACAGCAAAUGUCCCCUUUAUCCUUGUUUACUCGGACGCUCUCGUAAACGUCUGGACUUCGAGGUUGUAGCCGGUGGUCACAAGAGACAGUGGGUGGUGCAGUAUCUCCAGUCUGGUCAGCAUAUAUUCUCAAACCUUGUGAUAAAGUGACUGCGUGACGAUAAGUACGAAGAUGUGCAAGCGUUUAUUCCGUUCAUGCAGGGUGUCUGUCCAUUUCAAUAGGUCAUUAUGAUUCAGAUGAAAAACUUAAUGUGCACAAUCAUCAGCCAUAAUCGGAGGUUCAGUGCAUCAGGAUGUCAAAAUUGAAGAAUAACCUGUUAUUCAUAAGUCUGUUAUGAAAAAGAACUAUACAUUUUCUAAUUUCAUUUUCACAUUCCAGUCCCUUUAUUACUAUUAUUAUCAUUAUUAUUACUAUUAUUAUCAUUAUUAUUAUUAUUAUUGUUAUUGUUAUUAUUAAUAUUAUUAUUAUUAUUAUUAUAAUUGUUAUUAUUGUUAUCAGUAUAAUUACUAUUGUUAUUAUUGUUAAUGUCAUUGCUGUUGUUAUUACUGUUUUUAUUGUUCUUAUUAUUAUCAUCAUUGUUAUUGUUAUUAUUAUUAUCAUCAUUAUUAUUGUUACUAUUAUUAUCAUCAUUAUUAUAGUUAUUAUAUCAUUAUUAUUAUUAUUAUUAUUAUUAUUAUUAUUACAGUAGUUAUUAUUAUUGUUAUCAUCAUCAUCAUUAUUAUGAUUAUUAUUAUCAUUAUCAUUAUUAUGAAAAAGACAAGAUUAUGACUGAUGGUUUGUGCUAAUGAUAUGUACUUUCCAUAAUGAUUUUGGUGCAUAAAUUUGGAAAUGUAAACUUAUUAAUCAUUAAUAUAUUUAUUUAUGCAUUUC
Molecule: messenger RNA, 5325 nt
Organism: Penaeus indicus
Lineage: Eukaryota; Metazoa; Arthropoda; Malacostraca; Decapoda; Penaeidae
Product: transmembrane 7 superfamily member 3-like
Exons: 10
Coding region: 310-2535 (741 amino acids)
Biological process (GO): negative regulation of programmed cell death
Cellular component (GO): plasma membrane
Source: RefSeq, a predicted model, not a curated record